UUCUCUUGUUUCUUUCAGCCUUCGAGAUGUACACGCUUGUUUAAAUGGAGGUGGAUUCUGAACAGCGUGUUGCGUUGUUCGCCUUUGAUUGUCUCAGUCGAAACCAUGAGUGAACACAAUUCAGAAAAGCCAUAGUCGAAUUGUUUUGCACGAUAUCCUUCUGAGAAAACAAAAGAAACAAAACAUAGAACAUUUCCUCCCACCCACAGGCAAGAAAACAGGGGAGAAAAGAAAGCGCGAGCGAGAGAGGGAGGGAGAAUGCGUGUGAGAGAGACAGGAAGAGAGACAGAGGGUAAGAGAGGGAGAACAGUCGAUGGAUGCUGCUUGGACAGAUUGAGCGGUUUAUUCUCCUGUGAUAAGGACUAGAGUGCUGCAGGGAUGGAUGGCAAGGGAAGACACAUUCCACCAGCAAUGGUAUGGUGUGAAAGGGGCAUACAGGUGCUUCUCACCACUGUGGGGGCCUUUGCUGCAUUUGCCCUGAUGACAGUGGCCAUCGGCACCGACUACUGGCUGUACGCACGUGCCUUUAUCUGCAACAGUACUGCCAACUCUUCUCAGGAUGACCCCCACAACAAGGACAAGAAAGACCCCGGAGCCCUCACUCACUCCGGCCUCUGGAGAAUCUGCUGCCUCGAAGGGUUAAAAAGAGGUGUGUGCUCCCAGAUCAACCAUUUCCCAGAGGAUGCGGAUUAUGACCAGGAUGCUGCAGAGUACCUCUUACGUGUAGUCAGGGCCUCCAGUAUAUUUCCCAUUCUCAGUGCUAUACUGUUGCUGCUAGGUGGGGUAUGUGUGGCAUCCAGUCGGUUCUACAAGACCAAGAGACACAUUAUUCUGGGAGCAGGCAUUUUGUUUGUGGUUGCAGGUCUGAGUAACAUCAUUGGCGUGAUCGUGUACAUCUCAGCGGCACUGAGCGACAUCUCACCGAAGAAGGACGAAGACAAGAAGUGGCACUACUCCUAUGGCUGGUCGUUUUACUUUGGUGGCCUGUCAUUCAUUUUAGCUGAGGUGGUGGGCGUGCUGGCUGUUAACAUCUACAUCGAGCGAAACAAGGAACUGCGCUGCCGCUCACGUGCAGACCUCUUCCACAGUACGACCUCUGCUGUGCUGCGGCUACCCUCUUACCGCUUCCGCAGGGGCCGCCGCUCCUCGCGCUCCAGUUCGCGCUCUACAGCCGAGCCGCCACGAUCAUGCGACCCCUCACCUCCCGGCCUUGGUGUCAAGAACUUCAGCCCACCACUGGCCACUGGCCCUCCACCUUUCUCAGUGGCUACGUUGCCUAACCCACACACACAUUCAGGAGGAGGAGGAGGAGGAGGAGGAGGAGGAGGAGGAGGAGUUGGGGACAUCUCCAUGUACACACUUGGCAGGGAAGGCAAACCCCCCAUGUACGGAACAGUAGACCGUGCUUCUCUUUACCAGCUUCACAACUACUUCCCGACAAAGGAAGGUGGAGCAGGGACACUCAUGACUGGGACAUUGCCAUCCCUUUCCAAAUCAAACCUGGCUUCAUCAGCCAAUGCCUCGUCUUCCUCUGGCCCUGGGGUGCAGCAAUCCUCACUCACAGCUGGGAAUACAGCGACUAUGGAAAGGGAUAGGGGGCUUGGCACGCUUGAUCGGCUGGGGAAAGGCGAUAGCAGCAACACCAAUACUCUCAACAGGAGAACAACCCCGGUGUAAUGCGGGACUCAGAAAAGGGAAAAGGGGGGAGGGAGGUUGGUGGGGAAGAAGAGAAACUAAAAGAGAAUGUGGACAGCUGGUGAAAGGCAAUAGCUUCGAUAUCAACUUGUUGAAAAAGAGAGUGCUCUGGCGAUUUUUGGGAGUUAGAAAGGUAGAUUUUUUGGGAGGGUUAGGGUGGUGGGAGACAGACGUAUAUCGAAAGAGGUAUUUCAAAAGAGGGAACGAUUGUGAGAGAUGGAAGAGGAAACAUGAUAAUCUAAACUGAGACAGGCAAUGAGGGUUAGGAAGAGGAAGCGUGGGAGGUAGAGAGAUGAGAAAGAGAGAGAGGGCUGAGAAUCAGAGAAAAGGAGGAUGACUCAGAGGACAUAGAGAAGAGAAAGAGAGAGAGAUAAGCCAAUCAUCCUCCUUUUCUCUCUCCUUAUCUGUUUUCAAACAUGGUGACUUUAGUCAUAAAUAGAGUUAAAUUCGCACUUUUACUGAUUCAUGUCAAAAUACUUGAUGUGUGUGAUGGUGGUCUUACUUUGGUCUCUUUUGAGUCCAGUGCAUUAUAUCAUCUGGUUUAUGCCUGUUACUUAUUUAGCAUUCCAAUAUAGUCACUUUUAUUAUUGUAGAUGUUAAUGUUUGGGUUAUUAGAAUUCCCUUUUGUUAUGAAAUUGUUUAUUUAAUAACUGAUUUUAUUUGGUUUCCAUUUCAGUAUAUGAACUAAACUGUGAUUUUUCUUUUCUUGCACAUUCUGACAAUAUUUUAUAAUGUCAUUCAGUGUUAAACAAGUACAUAUUUGUGAGGUUUUGUGACAUUAUUGGCGACAUCAUCAAUCACUAUUAUUAUUAUUAUUAUUAUUAUUAUUAUUAUUAUUAUUAUUAUUAUUAUGUCGCUCUCACAAAGACAAUACUUAGACUUGUGGAAUUUCCUUUAUUGUAAUUGUAGGUGUAUUUAAUAGUUAGAUUCCAUAUAAAUAUGUUGGUUUAAAUUACUAAAAUUAGUCUCCUUAAUAUUUUUGCAGUGGGCUGAGAGGUUUGAGAGACUGUUUACUAGAAAACUGAGUUAUAGGGAAGGACAAAAGUAAAAGUGAAAAUGAAAGACUUUUGCCAGAGGAGCAAUACUUAUACCUAUAAAACCUCACCAGAAAAGACAAAAAACUAUAUGGAUAUGUGUAAGACUUUUUUUUUUGGACAAAUAAAACUAAAUAUAUUCUACUAAAUGUAUGCAAUUGAAAUUAUGUGUAUAUAUUUAUAUGCAUUGCAGUUUUAAUUUGUUCCUAACAGGGAAGCUAAAUACUAAACUUUACAUUUUGUUAUAUAGAUCACCAUAACACACUUGAGACCGCAGCAGUCCAUUCGCAGAGUCGAAGUAUUUGGGUAUUUCAAUUCUUUAAAAAAAAACAUUUAGAACAGCUUUAAUUUUAUAAAAGAUUUAAAACGGUGGUGUGUGAAAGGAAAAUGUUAAAUAGUAAUGAUAUUCACAUAGAAUUCAUUUGUAAACAUUACAGUCUUACAAGAAAUAUUAGAAGCAAGAUUUUUAGGACUAAUGCGAACAUUUUCCAUUUUACAAGACAGUGUGUCUAGACAAAUACACUAUACAAUAUAAUAUACAGAUAAGAUGCUCUGUGAAUGGACCAAAAGCUUGGCUAAUGAAAAUGAAGUCUAGCGAAUGCAAGACUCCUGAUAGUUGGUGAGUAUGAAUCGAUGAAAUGUGUUUUUCUGUAGAAUAACUGCAAAAAAGGUAUAUGACGACAUAUUCUCCAUUUUCAUUUUCCUUGCAUGAAACACAUAGGGAUGGGUUGUACUGAAGUUUCCCAAAAUAUAGUGGUACUGGGAUUCAAGCAUAUAAUGUACCUUGGGCAGUAUCUACUUUGCAAAAUUGAAAGGCCUUCUGAAAACAGAGAUGUGUUUAUAGUCUCAGGAGUGUACAGGGGUUUACAGGAGUGUACAAACAUAUACUUCAUUCUUCAUAGAAACAUUUGAGAGCAAAUUGUACCAUUCUAAGGUGUAUGUUUGAAGAUGUUGUCUGGGAUUUGAUAUAUAAUCAUGGUGGUCUAGUAUAUAUAUGGUUUAUAUAACGAUGGUGCCAACAGAGAGGUCUUUGAGAAGAAUAUCAUGACAGUAGGGUCGUAGUGGUAGCGAAUUUAUACCAUGGCUACAUACACAGAAACAUUUUAAUAUCUUCUCCAUAGUUGGUGCUGGGAGCAAAGUUUAGAGGUGGAUUAAGAAGAAGGAAUAGUUAAAGGUAAAAGCCAUUAGAAGUGUGAAAAUGUGGGAUAAGCUCUGUACAGGGCAGACACUGAAUUGAAUUGAUUACACAUGAAUUUAAUUGAUUGCAUAUGCCUUUAGUCAGCUAUUGUGAACAGCUAUCUAUAUUACAGAAGAGACAAAGAAUGGCAGGGCAUUCUGGGACAGUACACAUUGUACACAGUAAACAGUACCUGGUUCAUCUUGGCAUCAUAAAAUGAUGCUAAGCUGUUCUGAUUUUGUGCCAAACAUAUUUGCUAUGUGCUGUGAGGUGAUUCAGGCAGUCUUAGUUUAUGGGAUUUCUUGAAAAAAAAAAACAGCAUUUAGCAGCAUGUUGACAUGACAUCUCUUGGCAGCCUCUGUGAACGUUUUUUCUUAUUCAAAAUUAUUUCUACAUUAUAAACUUAUUUAAAAUCCUCGUUUACUUUGUGGUCUUCACUAUAUCAUCUCAAUUGGAACUAUAUUUACCUGAUGGAGACAUCUUUCAUUGAACUAGUUUUUUUACAGCUGUGGUUUUAAACAGCCUUAAACUAAAUGGUCAAAGUAUUGUGGACACCUGACCAUCACAAACGCAUUCCAAAUUAUAAUAAGCUCCACUGUUCUGGAAAGGUCUUUCACCAGAGUUUGGAAUGUGGUUGUGAGGAUUUCAUUCAGCUGUAAGAGGAGUAGUUCAUUCCAAAGGUGUUGAGGUUAAGGCUUGGUGGAGGACAAGGUCUAGUUCUUUCACUCCAAUCUCAACACACUAUAGCUUUAUGGAGGUCGCUUUUUGCAUAGGAGUUUUGUCACACCGGAACAAAUUGUGGUAACAGUUAGGGGAAAGACACAAUUUGGAGUGUUGCAUAGUUAAUCGAUAAAUUUUGCUAUGUUGUUUUGGUGAAAUGUAUGUUUUCCUAGAAUAGGUUUUGGCAGAAAUACCAAAUUUUGUUGAAAACUAAACAAUUAAACAACAAAAAAAGCUUCAAUAUAUCUUGCCAUAGAAUCUACUGAUCUCUGGUCUACUGAUACACUGCUUAUAACAUCAUGCUUAUUACAAUUGUUCAUGAUAGUAGUAGACAAUUUUGCAUGUCUACACUUCAGUACAAAACUUCCCAAAGCUGUAUUUUUGGCUGGAUAUCUUGUAAAUGUUAAAGAAUACAUUAUUGUCAUACUCAUUGAACCAUUUGUUGAGCCCUUGUUGGUUGUGAAUGAGAUUAUUGCCACCUUAUGCCCACAUUCACCAGUCACAUUUUUGUUUUGAUUUUACAGUGAUUCUUCUUUCUAACUAUAUAAUUGAACUGUUCACUAAUUCUUUAGGUUCUCACAAUCUUACCCGCUGCAAAGCCUGAGCAGUUUUCGACUAUACAAUAACCAGACAUAACAUUAUUACAUUAUAACAUUAUAAGCGGUGAAGUAAAUAACACAUUCUUUUCAUCAUGCCACCUGUUAGUGGGUGGGAUUUUUUCAGGCAGCAA
Molecule: messenger RNA, 5356 nt
Organism: Silurus meridionalis
Lineage: Eukaryota; Metazoa; Chordata; Actinopteri; Siluriformes; Siluridae
Gene: cacng8a
Product: calcium channel, voltage-dependent, gamma subunit 8a
Exons: 5
Coding region: 379-1677 (432 amino acids)
Biological process (GO): postsynaptic neurotransmitter receptor diffusion trapping; neurotransmitter receptor internalization; neurotransmitter receptor transport, postsynaptic endosome to lysosome
Cellular component (GO): AMPA glutamate receptor complex; postsynaptic density membrane
Molecular function (GO): voltage-gated calcium channel activity; channel regulator activity
Source: RefSeq, a predicted model, not a curated record